UAAAAACAUCGAGUAAAAAAUGUCUCGUCGUUCAUAUAAAAAACCGGAGACAAUUAAAUUCAUUGAUCAUGUACGUAAACAUCAUUGUUUGUACAAUCCUAGUAUUAAAAAACAGUAUGGUGCUGAUUACACAGAAAAUGUUUGGAAAAUUAUUGCCAAAGAUUGUGGUCUAGGAAACGCAAUAAAAGCCAAAAGAAAGUGGAUGUAUCUUCGGGCUGGAUAUAAAUCUGGUCUGGUGGAUCCCAAUAAAAAAUCAAAUUAUCACAGCGAACUCAAUUUUUUGUAUUCAUUUGUACAAGAUAUCAAUGACGAUGUCGAUGAAGAGGUACAGCUUAUACUGAAAAAAGAACCUCAAGACCAUGGAUAUGAUAAUUCCUCUGAGGGAUCGUCGGUGUGUUCAUCAAUUUCGAAAGAUCAAUCACAAAGAAAUAGAAAUUUGAAUCAAAAUCAUCCUUCGACCGCUUGCGCUUCAGGACGUCAGUCUGUACUCAGUGAAUACAGUUUUCCUGGGCCGGUUUACACCUCGAAUGGACCUCUACACAUUGAUAAUGAUGAUGAGUUGAAGCCAUUUUUCGAAUCGAUGUAUCGUACUGCUAAAAAAUUACCGCCCGCGCUGCAGAGAGACAUUAAGACGCAAUUUUUUGACAUUAUCAGCAAAGCUGAAGCAAAUGCUGCAAGUGAAUUGACUGAGAGAUAAAUAUUUAAAUAUCUCAUCAACCGAUUCAGCUAAAUUAUUCGUAUUUAUUUUUGGUUUUAAGUAUUACAAUAAAUUGCUACAAAAAUUAUUUUUUUUUUAAUAGAUAAUUUUAUAAGUAUCAGAAACAAAAAUAUAUAUUUUGUUAUUUUUAUACAUAUUAAACAAAUAGUUUAUCAAUUUUAAGUUUUUAUUGGUGAACAUACGGCUCAUAAAAUUGUAAAU
This is a messenger RNA of Microplitis demolitor, 919 nucleotides long. RefSeq lists its product as uncharacterized. NCBI's taxonomy places the organism in Eukaryota, Metazoa, Arthropoda, Insecta, Hymenoptera, Braconidae. The transcript has 2 exons. The record is from RefSeq and is a predicted model, not a curated record. Bases 20 to 697 code for a protein of 225 amino acids.